This is a messenger RNA of Cavia porcellus (domestic guinea pig), 5469 nucleotides long. It is a transcript of the gene Ift88, whose product is annotated as intraflagellar transport 88. Lineage: Eukaryota; Metazoa; Chordata; Mammalia; Rodentia; Caviidae. Gene Ontology annotation, molecular function: kinesin binding. Gene Ontology annotation, biological process: intraciliary transport; kidney development; non-motile cilium assembly. The transcript is spliced from 27 exons. The coding region runs from base 136 to 2613 and encodes 825 amino acids. Gene Ontology annotation, cellular component: ciliary basal body; non-motile cilium; ciliary base. The record is from RefSeq and is a predicted model, not a curated record.
CUUCCUUGGAUUCCGCUUGGCAACGGCUCGCUGGCCGCGCGCUCCGGCCCGUGGACGCUCUGCAGAUCCGCGCCAACGCCGGGACUGUCCUGGGCUCGACUCGCGGGUACCCGCUCCCCUCAGCUCGAGGUACAAAUGAUGCAAAAUGUGCAUCUGGCCCCCGAGACCGAUGAAGAUGACCUUUAUUCUGGAUAUAAUGACUACAAUCCAACCUAUGACACUGAGGAGUUGGAGAAUGAUACAGGUUUUCAGCAAGCAGUAAGAACCAGUCAUGGCAGAAGACCUCCAAUAACUGCUAAAAUACCAAGCACGGCAGUUACUAGACCUAUAGCUACUGGAUAUGGGUCCAAAACAUCCUUGAUGUCAUCAAUGGGAAGACCGAUGACAGGAGCUAUCCAGGAUGGAGUUACGAGACCCAUGACAGCAGUGAGAGCAGCUGGGUUUACCAAAGCAGCUUUGAGAGGUUCUGCAUUUGACCCCCUUGGUCAAUCAAGGGGCCCUGCCCCUCCUUUGGAAACCAAGAAUGAAGAUAGUCCAGAAGAAAAGAUUAGACAAUUGGAGAAGAAGGUAAAUGAGUUGGUAGAAGAAAGCUGCAUUGCCAACAGUUGUGGAGACUUAAAAUUGGCCUUAGAAAAGGCUAAAGAUGCAGGAAGAAAAGAGAGGGUCCUUGUGCGACAAAGAGAACAAAUUGCAUCUCCAGAAAAUAUCAAUUUGGAUUUAACUUACUCAGUGCUCUUUAACUUGGCCAGUCAGUACUCAGCUAAUGAAAUGUAUGCUGAAGCACUAAAUACUUAUCAAGUUAUAGUGAAAAAUAAGAUGUUUAGUAAUUCAGGAAGAUUGAAAGUGAAUAUGGGAAACAUUUAUUUAAAUCAAAGAAAUUAUUCCAAAGCCAUUAAAUUCUACCGAAUGGCCUUAGAUCAAAUCCCAAGUGUCCAGAAAGAAAUGAGGAUUAAAAUAAUGCAGAACAUUGGUGUUACAUUUAUUAAAACUGGUCAGUAUUCAGAUGCCAUUAAUUCCUUUGAGCACAUAAUGAGUAUGGCACCAAAUCUGAAGGCAGGCUUCAACCUAAUUCUUAGUUAUUUUGCCAUUGGAGACCGAGAAAAAAUGAAGAAGGCAUUUCAGAAAUUGAUUGCUGUUCCAUUAGAAAUUGAUGAUGAUGAUAAAUAUAUUUCACCAAGUGAUGAUCCUCAUACUAACUUAGUGAUUGAAGCUAUAAAAAAUGAUCAUCUCAGACAAAUGGAACGUGAAAGGAAAGCCAUGGCAGAAAAAUACAUCAUGACAGCUGCAAAACUUAUUGCUCCUGUGAUUGAGACAUCUUUUGCAGUAGGUUAUGACUGGUGUGUGGAGGUAGUGAAAGCAUCUCAGUACGUGGAACUAGCCAAUGAUCUGGAAAUAAACAAAGCAAUUACCUACUUGAGACAAAAAGAUUUUAACCAAGCUGUCGAUACCUUAAAAAUGUUUGAAAAGAAGGACAGCAGAGUAAAAAGUGCAGCUGCAACCAACCUCUCAUUCCUGUACUACCUGGAAAAUGAAUUUGCACAGGCCAGCAGCUAUGCAGAUCUAGCUGUGAACUCUGAUAGAUAUAACCCAUCAGCUCUCACUAAUAAAGGGAAUACAGUUUUUGCAAAUGGUGAUUAUGAGAAGGCAGCUGAAUUCUAUAAAGAGGCUCUAAGAAAUGAUUCUUCCUGUACUGAAGCCCUUUAUAAUAUUGGCCUUACCUAUAAGAAGCUUAACCGGCUAGAUGAAGCUUUGGAGUGUUUCCUGAAACUUCACGCAAUUCUGCGGAAUAGUGCCCAAGUGCUUUACCAGAUAGCAAAUGUGUAUGAAUUAAUGGAAGAUCCCAAUCAGGCCAUCGAAUGGCUGAUGCAGCUCAUCAGCGUUGUUCCAACUGACUCUAAAGCUUUGUCCAAAUUAGGAGAGUUGUAUGACAGUGAAGGAGACAAAUCCCAGGCCUUCCAGUACUACUAUGAGUCAUACAGAUAUUUCCCUUCUAAUAUUGAAGUCAUCGAGUGGCUUGGAGCCUAUUACAUUGAUACUCAAUUUUGUGAAAAAGCAAUUCAGUACUUUGAAAGAGCUUCUCUUAUACAGCCUACACAAGUGAAAUGGCAGCUGAUGGUAGCAAGUUGUUUUAGGAGAAGUGGUAACUACCAAAAAGCAUUAGAUACUUACAAAGAUAUUCACAGAAAAUUUCCAGAAAAUGCUGACUGUCUGCGCUUCCUGGUUCGUCUCUGCACAGACAUUGGAUUAAAAGAAGUUCAAGAAUAUGUCACAAAACUCAAGAGGCUAGAAAAAAUGAAAGAAAUAAGGGAACAGCGCAUAAAGUCGGGCAGAGAUAGCAGUGGGAGCUCUCGUGGCAAAAGAGAAGGGAGCGCUGGCAGUGAUAGCGGCCAGACCGGUGGUGCCGGCAGUAAAGGUGAACGACUAAGUGUCAAGCUCAGAGCUCUGCCUGGGACAAAUGAACCUUACGAAAGCAGCAGUAACAGAGAAAUAGAUGCAUCCUACGUGGAUCCACUUGGCCCUCAGAUAGAAAGACCAAAAACUGCAGCCAAAAAGAGAACUGAUGAGGACGACUUUGCCGAUGAGGAGUUGGGAGAUGACUUGCUUCCAGACUGAAGAGACAAAUCUGCCUGGCUCAGUAGAAAACCUAGAAAGAAGACAUGGACCACAGCACUGACUUUAAAACUGCAAGCCACCUCAAGCCCUGAUUGGAUUGGGAAAACUAGUUCUCAAUUCUCUCUGCACUGCAGAGGAAAAACUGAAUUUAUCUGAUCGUAUAACUUGUAAUCCAUGUAGUUUAAGUGAAACAGAGUCUAGCAUACAAUAAAUUGCUGGACAUGUAAGGAGGAAAGGAGAUGUGAUAAGUGACAAAGAUAAAACCCAAACAGAGAGGCCUAAGGUAACCCAAAUAAUGGAUGUAACAAAAAAUCUUUAAGAUAACUAUGACUGGUAUGGUAAGUAAAUAGAUAAAUACUGACAAAAUGGAUGAUGACAUGAGAAAAGAGUAUUAGAAUCUGAAAAAGAGCUGAAAAAUACAAUACUGACAAUAACUUACUGAUGGAUUGAACAGUGGACCAGGCACAGAAGUCACAACAGUCAUGGAAAGUGUAUAAACUGAAGCACAAAGAGCAAUGAGAAUGGAGAAAUAAAUCAAAUGACAGGAGACGUGGGACAUGGUCAGGAGUUUGAGUGAGUAUGACAGAAAUCCCAGUAGGACAGGAAGUAGAGAUAGGACGGAAAUAAAUUUUGAAGAAACAGUGUCUUAAAGUUUCCCGAACUAAUGACAGAUACCGUCCUAGUUGUUUCAAGUGAAGAGAGGUUUAUCUUGGCUCACAGUUUCAGUCCAUGGUCCACUGACCCCAAGGCAGAAAUGACAUGGUGAAAGGGCAUGAUGGAGAAAACCUGUUCCCCAUGGUGCAGGAUUAAAGAGAAAAAGGAGAAACUGGGAAGGGACUGUCCCUUCCAGGUCAUGCCCUCAGUGGCCCACUUCUCCCAAACAUGCCUCGUCACCAGCAUAUUCAGCUGUGAACUUGCCCGUGGAGUGAUCCAGUGUGAGCACAGCAUCCCAUGACCCAGUCACCUUCCAAACCCCCAGCUUUCAACAUAUGAGACUUGGGGGACACAUAAAAUUCUGUCCCUGGCUCCCAAAAAACUCAUGUUUGUCGCUUUAUACAAAAUUCAUUUAGCCCAUCUGUAAGUUACCAAUGUUUUAACAGUUCUGGCAUUGUGGAAAAGUCCAAAAUUCCUGAGACUCAAGACAAACUCUUAAUGUGAGCCCCUGUAAAAAUAAAAAAAUAUUUCCAAAAUACAGUGGCACAGCAUAAACAUUUCCAUUCAAAAGGGAGAAAUAGGAUCCAAAUAUGAUCCAAAAGGGAGAAAUAGGAUCCAAAUUCCAGAGGGAGAAAUAGAAUGGGGCCAAAGUAAGGCUGAAACCCAGAAGGACAAACAUUAAAUUCUAUACACACAUCCAGCACAUGGGGCAAGCUGUGGGAAAAGGUGAGCUUCAGAGCGCCUGGGUGUUCUGCCUCCUGCCUGUGGUUUCUCUCAGCAGACGUGCCAAAUUUCUGGUGUCUACAAAUCCCUGGAGUCUCCACUGUACUUUCAACUUUAUGCUCACAGAUUCACCCUCUCAGGUAUUCCUCUAAAAUAUUACUGGAAACCUCCGUAACCUCAUAAGUCUCGCCUUCUACAUGCCUGAAAAACCAGCACCACACGGAGGAUGCCAAGUUUACCCAGACUGAGGGAUAGCCAGGUCCCUUGUUUCAUGGCUGCAGAGGCCUCUGAAUGCCUGGAUGGUUGACAUUGGUGGCACACAUCCCUAGAUGGGAAUUCUCAAGCAGCAGCUCUUCACAAGUGGAAACUAAAGUUUUGCACCCUUGAUUCUGCAAAGAUUAGGAUAUUGCUGACUCCUGAAAUGUUCCAGCCAACUUUUCUUUCCUUUUUUUUUUUGGUCUUUUUUAUCGGUACCGGGGAUCAAACUCAGGACUGCCUGCUUGCAAGGCAGGCACUUAUGCUGCUCAGCUAAACCCCCAGCCCCAGCUAAACCCCCAGCCCCCAGCCAACUUUUCUAUUGCCAGAACUAAAGUACUUGAGGAGAGCAGCCAUGUUCUCCUUUAUCCUAAUUUUGCAGGCACUUCCUUUCUGGUGAAAUUAAAAAUUUGUAAAUCAGCCAUCUCUGUUUUUUAUGUGCUUGCUUUGGCAGCACAUAUACAUCUCUGUUUUUUACUCCUAAAAACAGCAAGCAGUACCCAUACCAUAGUUUGAAGGUUGAACUGCCUUAAAAUUUCCUCUACCAGAUUAACCCAUAACCCUUAACCUUAGUUUCCCCAAAAGCCUCAGGACGUGGGCAAAAUGUAUACAAAUUACAGUGUAAUCACAUAGCCUCUAGUCCAGCUGCCAAUGCAGUCCUCAUUCCCAACAGAAACCUCUUGAGCCUGCCCUUUACUGUCCGCAUUCCCAUCCAGCUAUGAACUCAUCAGUGAAUUUACAAAUAUAAUGCCCUUGUGACCCAACCACCAUCAAAAAUUCCACCUCUGAAGAUAUGAGAUUUUGGAGAAAAUUCUAAAUCUAACCCAUAGCAAAUAUCAACCCAUAGAUUCAAGAAGCUCCCCAAACAGCAACAAGGGUAGAUAUAAAUAAAACUGUACCACAGAUGUGUUUAAGCUAUUAAAAACCAAAGACAAAGAAAUUGUUUAGGAUAGAAAGAACACAUUAUUUUCAGAAGAAAAACAAGACUAACAGCUGACUUCAGUAGAAACUAUGGAACCAAAAGACAAUAGAAUAACAUCUUUAAAGUGCUAAAAGGCAGAAACCUGCCAACCUAGAAUUCUAUCUCAGUAAAUAUACCCUUUAAACUUUAAAGACUUUUGGAUAAACAAUAUUUGAGAAAAUUAAUUACAAGCAGACUGGCUCUACAGGAAACACUAAGGUGAAAGGGAAGUGAUUGUAGAAGGAAACAUGAAAUGGCAGAAA